CUUCCGUUCGUAUUAGCUGGUAGAAAUGGCGACGUCUUUAGGAUCCAACACUUACAACAGGCAAAAUUGGGAAGACUCAGAUUUCCCCAUCCUCUGUCAAACAUGCUUGGGCGAAAACCCUUACAUCCGUAUGACCAAAGAGAAAUUUGGCAAGGAGUGCAAGAUCUGUGCACGUCCCUUCACAGUGUUUCGCUGGUGUCCUGGCGUCAGGAUGCGCUUUAAGAAGACAGAAGUGUGUCAGACCUGCAGUAAAAUGAAGAAUGUCUGUCAAACCUGCCUCUUGGAUCUGGAAUAUGGUUUGCCUAUUCAGGUUAGAGACACAGGGCUGUCCGUUAAAGAUGAAGUACCAAGAUCUGACGUCAAUAAGGAGUAUUACACUCAGAAUAUGGAGAGAGAGAUAGCCAAUUCUGAUGGUACAAGACCUGUUGGGCUGCUCGGGAAGGCACCGAGCAGCAGUGAUAUGCUGCUAAAACUGGCUCGAACCACACCGUACUACAAGAGGAACAGACCACACAUCUGCUCAUUCUGGGUGAAGGGAGAAUGCAAGAGAGGGGAAGAGUGUCCGUACAGGCACGAGAAGCCCACUGAUCCAGAUGACCCAUUGGCCGACCAGAACAUUAAGGACCGUUUCUAUGGCAUCAAUGACCCUGUGGCUGAUAAACUCCUUAAGCGGGCCACCACCAUGCCCAGACUGGACCCACCUGAGGACAAGACCAUCACCACACUCUAUAUCGGGGGGCUAGGAGAAAAUGUUACAGACUCUGAGCUCAGGAAUCACUUCUACCAGUUUGGAGAGAUUCGUACCAUCACCAUUGUUCAAAGGCAGCAGUGUGCUUUCAUCCAGUUCGCCACACGGCAGGCCGCAGAGACAGCAGCAGAGAAAUCCUUUAACAAACUCAUUAUCAAUGGACGGCGCCUUAACGUUAAAUGGGGCAGGUCACAGGCAGCCCGAGGCAAAGAGAGAGAGAACGAUGGGGUAACAGAGAGUGGAAUCAGGCUGGAGCCAGUGCCAGGUCUCCCUGGAGCUCUGCCCCCACCACCUGUGUCUGAUGAGGACUCGCCAGCCAACUACUUUAACCUGGGUCCCACCAGCUCUCCUGCUGUCAUGAACCUGGGACUGCCUCCUCCACCUGGGGUUGCCAUGCCCCCACCACCUGGUUUUGGUCCUCCUAUGUUCCAUGCCAUGGAUCACAUGGCCCCACCCAUGCCCCCUCCAAUGGCCAUGAGGCCCCCUGGACAGGUCCACUACCCAUCCCAGGAUCCUCAGCGGAUGGGUGCCCAUGCAAGUCGCCUUGGAGGCCCUUAAAUAAGUCAUACAGCUACCCACUGUUCAGUGCUGAAUGAUAAACAACUGAACCUGGAUUGAUGUCACCAUUACCCUUAUUUGUUAAGUCUGUUUAUAUCUGGCAAUCAUAUGUUGGCAAAGUAAUUUAGUAAGAUGGAGUGUGGAUAUGUUCCAGACAAUAAGGGAAAAACAAAAACAAAAACAGCAUCUUGAAAUUUAAAUCAUGAGAUUUAUUUUGGAUGUUGUUUAUGCUUUUGAAACAACCCAUGAUGGUUUCUGUCAUCUUAAAAUUUGGAUGAAGCUUGCCGACUUGGCACAGGCUUUUGUGUAUUUUGUUUUUUAUAAUAUGAAACGUGGAUGUCUUGCAUUUCUGGAAUCUGUGUUAUAGGGCCAAAUGACAGAAUAAUUGGUUGCAGUGACCAACAAUAACCACGUGGGAGCACUAUUGGCCAUUUCAGGAGUCUGAAAUAAUAUAACAUUUUUGUUUUUGACACUUUAUUGUCCUUAACCUCUGAAAUAUUCCAAGGUUAAUUUUGCAUUCUGCACCAGUGUCCAUCCUUGUACGUUUUAGCAUGUAUCUGUUUUUAUAAAUAUAAAGAACAAUGUGUUGUCCUGCAUUGUAAGCCUAAGUAGAUCGUAGAAACCAUUUGCGCCAGUGGUCUCUACGAUCAACUUAAGCUUGCAAUG
Molecule: messenger RNA, 1972 nt
Organism: Myxocyprinus asiaticus (Chinese sucker)
Lineage: Eukaryota; Metazoa; Chordata; Actinopteri; Cypriniformes; Catostomidae
Product: pre-mRNA-splicing factor RBM22
Exons: 11
Coding region: 26-1306 (426 amino acids)
Cellular component (GO): U2-type catalytic step 1 spliceosome; U2-type catalytic step 2 spliceosome; Prp19 complex
Molecular function (GO): pre-mRNA binding; metal ion binding; U6 snRNA binding
Source: RefSeq, a predicted model, not a curated record